CUUCGAGCUAUCGAUCGUCAUCUUCCCUCUCUACUCUCCUUUUUCCUCUUCUUCCCUCUUCACAAACACUGUCCCAAACAUUCGGCAGAGUCGAUCAUACAUCCGACAAGUACAAAAAUAUCAUCAUCGGGCAACCUUUUUACGUCGAUAUUAGGAGAAUGCUCGCUCGCCUCCAUAGGUUUCCCUGAGCCGCGAUUGAGCUAACAGCUCCCGGACCCAUUCGUAGGUAUCAUCAUACCACUCGAGUUCUCCCUACCAUACCAUUACGAGGCAUCAUUCUUCCUACACUUCCCGGGACUUCGAAGUGCAGAAGAAAACAAGAAAAGGGAAACCCAGCUUGUGCCAGUUGUUAAUCCAACUCGAUCCGACCGUAUCCUUUCCAAAAUUUACAUCUCGAAGACGACCCCGCUGACGCGGCUCACCCACCAUGUCUUCACCAACCCCCCGCAUCUCUAUCCAUACCUCCCCUGCCUCCCCCCCAAACCAACCUGCCCACGAAGCAGGACCAAGCACCGACACCGACGACAACCGAGCGUCUUGUUCCGAGACGACGAGGGGCCGGCCAACCAUUCGGAUCAAGGGUCAGAAUACACCGCGACCGCUUGCCUUGUCGCGGGACUCGUCCGCCGGUUCCUCCGCCCACCUCGGCUGGGCGUCCGAUUCGACGGUCCGACCAUCGCAGGGGCGUAGGGGCUCCGUGUCGUCGCUCAGCUUCGCGCCGGUGCGGAACCCCGAAUUGCCGCAGGGAACACACAAGAAGACGGACAAGGAGCGCAUCAGGGCAUCUUCUCCUCCUCCUGCGAGGUUCCAGUCGCGGGUGGCUUUCGACAACGUGCAGCUGGGCGAGGCCACUAAGCGCAACACCUCGUCCCUCACGCUCAAUGUCCGCCAUCGGGGCUUCCAGCUCAAGAGGCGGUCGCGCAUGUUCAUGGUGGGUAUCGACGAGCAUGAGUACUCGGACGAGGCGCUGCAGUGGCUGCUGGACGAGAUGGUCGACGACGGAGACGAGGUGGUGUGCGUGCGGGUGGUGGAGAACAUGACUAAGACGAUGCAGUCGUAUCAGCAGGAUGCGCACGCACUGAUGGGCUCGAUCCUUGCCAAGAAUGAAGCGAACCGCGCGAUCAAUUUUACACUGGAGUAUGCGUCGGGGAAACUGCAUGCCACUUUUCACAAGCUGAUUCAAAUAUAUCAGCCGGCCAUGUUGAUCGUCGGCACGCGCGGACGCUCGCUGGGCGGAUUCCAGAGCCUAGUCAACACGCGCAACUCCUUCUCCCAGUACUGCCUCCAGUACUCGCCCAUCCCCGUGGUGGUGGUGCGGCCGACGGCGCAGCGCGACAAGAAGCGGAAUAAGAGGCAGCAGGACACCGAACGGCAGACGUACGCUAAGAUGCUGACGGCGACGGGCGGGAAGCACGAGACGGACAGCGCGCGGACGAUCCGGUACGCGACGGAGGUGAAGUACUCGGCGGAGGAGGAGGCGCACCACGUGGCUAGGGCGCUCGGGUUGCCGGCGUCGUUCGAUCCUACCAUCAAGCCGCUGAACGUCCAGCUGGGUCGGCGACUGAAGCAACAGACCGAGGGGUCGUCAUUGUCGGCGUCGCCGUCGCGUUCGCCGCUGUCGGUCACCGUGACGUCGGCGGAUACUAAAGAGGAUGAGGAGGAAAAAGAAGCAGAAGCAGAAGCAAAAGCAGAAGCAGAAGCAGAGAAAAAGGAGGAGGGCCCGGAGACGGAAGAGGUUCAGGCGCAGGUGCAGACGCAGGUGCUUCCCAUGAGCGCGGUGGGCGACGUUGGCGACGGUGAUGGCAAUGAUGAUGGUGACGAGGAGGACGAUGAUGAUAACGAUGACGACGACGAGGACGACGAGGAGGGGUUCGAGGCGAUACCGGGCGAGGAGGCGCUGGGGCGGGAUCAGCAGGACCGUCUCCACGAUAUGGAAGUUGGCGAGGCGGCGGCGCUCCUUAAGCAGAAUCGUCGGCAGAGCAUGGGUUCAGGGGGGACGGAUGACGACUCGGAUGGUGGGAAGCAGGGUGGUGAGGGUGGUAGUAAGAGUUGAUGCAGAAAAAAGGAACGCUUGAUGUCGUGUUUUCUUUCAUUGUUCUUAGAGGCGGAUGGAGGGUCAAUUAUUGUCAGGGCGUUCACAAUUCGGAUGGCGGUAUCCAUAGGUAUUCUCCUAUUUCUAGAGGACAGGCUGGCUACGGACUAUGGGAAGGGUCGGGGUCAUACAAGAGAUGCGGUUGGAUGGUAGAUGGGAAUGAGGAGUUCUGUAUGCUUAUGUUAUGCUUUUGUUAGACGUGAUAUCCUUCGCUCUGGGUGAAGGUCAUGUUUUUGGUCUUUGGCGUGUCGCGAG
Molecule: messenger RNA, 2347 nt
Organism: Sodiomyces alkalinus F11
Lineage: Eukaryota; Fungi; Ascomycota; Sordariomycetes; Glomerellales; Plectosphaerellaceae
Exons: 3
Coding region: 428-2053 (541 amino acids)
Source: RefSeq, a predicted model, not a curated record